Molecule: messenger RNA, 549 nt
Organism: Linum trigynum
Lineage: Eukaryota; Viridiplantae; Streptophyta; Magnoliopsida; Malpighiales; Linaceae
Source: the annotation of a GenBank genome assembly
AUGAUCACUGAGGUGGAGCCGAACUCCAUCACCAUUAUCAACAUUCUCUCAGCAUGUUCUGACCUUGCCAAUUUGCCUCGUGGACAGCAAAUUCAAGCAUAUGCAGCCCGCAGAUUCUCCCCUCUCGAAUUCGACCUCUCUCUGGCGAAUGCUUUCAUCACAAUGUAUGCAACAAGCGGCAGUGAACAGGGUGCUGAAAACAUCUUCAGAACUCUGCAGGAGAGGAAUACCAUAUCAUGGAACGCCAUGAUCAGUGGAUAUGCCACAAAUGGCUCCUCUGCUGAUGCCAUCCAAGCCUUCAUGGAUAUGUUGGAAGAAGGUUUCCAGCCUAAUGGCGUGACAUUCUUAUCCGUACUGUCUGCCUGCCACCAUGGUGUUUUAAUAAGAAAAGGCCUGCAGAUUUUCAGUUUCAUGGUUCGCGACAUGAAACUAACUCCCCAACUUGCUCAUUACGGGUGCAUAGUCGAUCUACUUGUUCGAGGUGGGUUCUUACAAGAAGCUAGAGAGUUUAUCAAUUCCAUGCCGGUGGAACCUGAUGCAUCGAUUUGA